CAAAUCGUUUUGCAGCGAUUUCUGCUGUGAAGAGCCGUACUGCGUCGGUUGGCAAAAUCCUUUUUUUUUUUGGUCAUUGAAAUAAUGGACACCUCGUUGACUGCUGCUGAAAUCCGUGAGAAGUUCAUUGACUUUUUCCGGCGACACGAGCACCAGUAUGUCCACUCGUCUUCCACCGUCCCUUUGGAUGACCCAACGCUACUCUUUGCCAAUGCUGGCAUGAACCAGUUUAAGCCUAUCUUCCUGAACACGAUUGACCCCUCCCAUCCUAUGGCUCGGCUAAAGCGAGCAGCCAACACUCAGAAAUGCAUCCGUGCUGGGGGCAAGCACAACGAUUUGGAUGACGUAGGCAAGGAUGUCUACCACCACACCUUCUUUGAGAUGCUGGGAUCCUGGUCCUUCGGAGACUAUUUCAAGCAUCUGGCCUGUGAGAUGGCUCUGGAGCUGUUGACAAAGGAGUUUGGAAUCCCUAUUGAGCGGCUCUAUGUCACUUACUUUGGAGGUGAUGAAAAGGCCAUGCUGGAGCCAGACCUGGAGUGUAGACAGAUCUGGUUAGACCUGGGGAUAGAGGAAUGUCGCAUCUUGCCUGGUAGCAUGAAGGACAACUUCUGGGAAAUGGGGGACACGGGUCCCUGUGGGCCCUGCAGCGAGAUCCACUUUGAUCGGAUUGGGGGACGAGAUGCCGCACAUCUGGUUAACAUGGACGACCCUAACGUUCUGGAGAUUUGGAACCUGGUUUUCAUUCAGUUCAAUCGGGAGUCAGAGACAGUGCUGAAACCCCUCCCCAAGAAGAGCAUUGACACGGGGAUGGGGUUGGAGCGUCUGGUCUCUGUACUACAGAACAAGAUGUCCAAUUACGACACGGACCUUUUUGUGCCGUACUUUGAAGCUAUCCAGAAGGGAACAGGUUCCCGGCCAUACACGGGGAAAGUUGGUGCGGAAGACACUGAUGGCAUAGACAUGGCAUACCGCGUCCUUGCAGACCAUGCUCGUACCAUCACCAUUGCCCUCUCGGAUGGGGGCCGCCCUGACAAUACUGGCAGAGGGUAUGUGCUGAGACGCAUCCUACGCCGUGCUGUGCGCUAUGCACAUGAGAAGCUAGGAGCACAGAGGGGCUUCUUCGCCUCCCUGGUGGACGUGGUGGUGGAGUCGCUGGGUGAUGCAUUCCCAGAGCUGAAGAAGGAUCCAGACAUGGUAAAGGACAUUAUCAAUGACGAGGAGGUACAGUUCCUUAAAACCCUUAGCAGGGGACGUCGUAUCCUGGACCGGAAGAUUCAGAGUUUGGGAGACAGCCAAACCAUCCCAGGUGACACAGCAUGGCUGCUGUAUGACACAUAUGGCUUCCCUCUGGACUUGACAGCGCUCAUUGCUGAGGAGCGAGGCCUGGGUGUUAAUAUGCAAGGAUUUGAGGAGGAGAGGAGGGCUGCCCAGCUGAAGUCCCAGGGGAAGGGGUCUGGUGAUGAAGACCACAUCAUGUUGGACAUCUAUUCCAUUGAGGAGUUACGUAACAAGGGCCUGCCUGCAACAGAUGAUGCCCCCAAGUAUGGUUACUAUGUCAGCGAUGAUGGCAGUUACGAGCUUGAGCAGGCCAUGGGGACUGUUCUCGCCUUGCGACGGGAACGUGAAUUCGUGGAGGAGGUAACGACAGGGCAGGAGUGUGGUGUACUGCUGGACAGGACAUCCUUUUAUGCAGAGCAAGGAGGUCAGACCUUCGAUGAGGGCUACAUGCUGAAGGAGAACGACUUUGCAGAGGAUAAGAUGGAGUUCACAGUGAAGAACACCCAGGUGCGAGGUGGUUUUGUUCUACAUGUGGGGACCGUGUAUGGUACACUGAGAGUGGGAGACUGUGUCACACUGCAUGUUGAUGAGGCCCGGCGGCGACCUAUCAUGAGCAACCAUACAGCCACCCAUAUUCUGAACUUUGCCCUCCGAAGUGUUUUGGGGGAGGCAGACCAGCGGGGGUCCCUGGUGGCACCUGACCGCCUCCGUUUUGACUUUACAGCCAAGGGGGCCAUGAGCACAGUCGAGGUGCAGCGUACAGAGGAGAUGGCCUGCACCAUGAUCCACGAAGCCAAGUCCGUCUAUGCCAUGGAAGUCCCUCUGGCAGCUGCCAAGGCCAUCCAGGGCUUGCGUGCCGUGUUUGAUGAGACAUACCCUGACCCAGUCCGAGUGGUUUCUAUCGGGGUUCCAGUGCCUGACCUGCUGGCUGAUCCCAGUGGUCCUGCUGCUUCUCUCACCUCUGUUGAGUUCUGUGGAGGAACACACCUGCGGAACUCUGCCCACGUCGGUCCUUUUGUCAUUGUGUCUGAGGAGGCGAUUGCCAAGGGCAUCCGACGCAUUGUUGCAGUAACAGGGGCAGAGGCACAGAAGGCCCAGAGGAAAGCUGAUGCACUAAGACAGACUCUGGCUGCACUGGGGGGGAAGGUGGUGGCUCAGACUGCCCCCAAUAAAGAUGUGCAGAAGGAGAUUGCUGAUCUGACUGAGGCCCUGGGGACUGCAGCGAUUUCACAGUGGCAAAAGGAUGAAAUGCGUGAAGCUCUCAAGGGGCUGAAGAAGACCAUGGAUGACCUGGACCGUGCCAGCAAGGCAGAUGUUCAGAAGAGGGUGUUAGAGAAGACAAAGCAGCUGAUUGACAGCAAUCCCAACCAACCACUGAUUGUUGUGGAGAUGGAAUCUGGAGCCUCUGCCAAGGCCCUGAAUGAGUCUCUGAAACUACUGAAAGCUCACUCCCCCCACACAGCAGCCAUGCUGUUUGCUGUGGAUAAUGAUGCUGGCAAGAUCAUCUGUCUCUGUCAGGUGCCUCAGGAGGUGGUGGACAAGGGUCUGAAGGCCAGUGACUGGGUGCAAGAAGUGUGCCCGGUGCUAGAUGGCAAAGGUGGUGGUAAAGACACCUCUGCCCAGGCUACAGGAAAGAACACUCAGAGCAUACAGGAGGCACUGAAGUUGGCUCAAGACUUUGCCUCCCUCAGACUACAGAAUUAACCUCCAGAUGAGGAGAAGAAGGUGACUGGUUCUGACUGUGAAUAAAGAGCCCUUCAGAAAAAGCGCAUGAGUCCCCUGCCAAGUGCCCAGGUUCCCCAGCUGUGUCAGCUCCUGACAGAGACAUUCCAGCAGUAUCUUGUAAAGGGAGAUUUACUUGUUUUAUAGGAAGUAAGCUCUCUGAGGAUUCUUGUUGCAUGCUGUCAUUAUGAUCUCCAGUGAGGUUCUGUCUGCUGCUAUGCACACACACGCGCACACACACGAGGUAGGGCCAUGUGGUACCUAUUUGCCUGUUAAAGCCCCACCCCCAGUUCUCUAAAUGGGUAAGGAAUAGUUGGGGAAUGGGUGUCGUCCUGUCAAACCACACCUGUCUAUUUCUGUUUGCGGUCUUUACUCCAGUGGAAAGUCCGUCUCCUCCAGUACCCAUCCUGUUUCCAACCAUACCGGUGCAUACCAUCAGCACUGGUUUGCCUGUUGCUUGACUGCUCCAGGCCUUGCAAAUACAGCCAGUAAAAGCCACAUGAGAGGCAGCUGACAUGCUACUAGUUGUACUGUAGUGUUUGUAUUGAGACUAAGCCAUCCACCAUUUGUGUAACAUUUGGACAAAAAACAAUGAUGAGCCCUGCUGAUUGCUGUCUCCAUGGAAUGACCGUUAGUACCAUUCUCUCCCAGUUAGUUUUAACUGCAGCCUCUUGUGGGAGAAUUUCUGCUCUGUUCAAUAAAGUUACAAUUAACUU
Scleropages formosus (Asian bonytongue) is the source of this 3716-nucleotide messenger RNA. Its product is annotated as alanine--tRNA ligase, cytoplasmic-like. The transcript is spliced from 21 exons. Gene Ontology annotation, biological process: alanyl-tRNA aminoacylation. The record is from RefSeq and is a predicted model, not a curated record. Gene Ontology annotation, molecular function: alanine-tRNA ligase activity; aminoacyl-tRNA deacylase activity; ATP binding. Lineage: Eukaryota; Metazoa; Chordata; Actinopteri; Osteoglossiformes; Osteoglossidae. Gene Ontology annotation, cellular component: mitochondrion; cytoplasm. The coding region runs from base 85 to 2982 and encodes 965 amino acids.